Messenger RNA from Pantherophis guttatus, 1513 nucleotides. RefSeq names its product D-beta-hydroxybutyrate dehydrogenase, mitochondrial-like. Lineage: Eukaryota; Metazoa; Chordata; Lepidosauria; Squamata; Colubridae. Gene Ontology annotation, cellular component: intracellular membrane-bounded organelle. Gene Ontology annotation, biological process: steroid metabolic process. The record is from RefSeq and is a predicted model, not a curated record. Gene Ontology annotation, molecular function: oxidoreductase activity.
CGCCAUGUGGCCGCCCCCGCCGCUCCCCGCCGGCCUCCUCCUCCUCCUCCUGCUCCUCCUCCUGGUGCUGCUUUGCCGCCGCCGCCUUCCUGCCCGCCUGCCGGCCAAGGGGAAAGCGGUGCUGAUCACAGGCUGUGACAAGGGCUUUGGCCAUGCCUUGGCCAGCCAUCUUCACGCAGAAGGAUUCAUCGUCUUUGCCGGCUGUUUGCUCCUGGACCAAGGAGGAGAUGGUGCCCAAGAGCUGUGCCACCUGGGCUCUGGGCGGAUGCACGUCCUCCAGCUGGACGUGUGCUGCGAAGAGCAGGUGGCCCAAGCCCUCCAAUACGUGGAGGCUCGAUUGGAGGACCCUGCCCGAGGUCUGUGGGGCUUGGUGAACAACGCUGGAAUUGCCUCCUUUGGAGACGUGGAAUUCACCAGCAUGGAGAAGUACCAGAGGGUGGCUGACGUCAACUUAUGGGGGACCAUCCGUGUGACAAAAGCUUUUCUGCCCCUGAUCCGCAGGGCCAGAGGGCGGAUCGUCAACAUGAGCAGCAUGCUGGGCCGAAUGGCCAGGCCGAUGCGCUCCUCCUACUGCAUCUCCAAGUUUGGGGUGGAGGCCUUCAGCGACUGCCUGCGGCAGGAAAUGUAUCGCUGGGGUGUCUCGGUGGUGGCCAUCGAGCCGAGCAACUUCAUCGCAGCCACAGGGAUCCUGACCCGCGAGGGCAUCGAGGCCGAGGCCGAGCGCAUGUGGCAUGGGGCCAGUGAGGCCAUCCGUGCAGAAUACGGAGAGGCCGACUUCCAAGAGAAGCUCUCUCGGAUGAAGGGCUUCGCGCACAGUGGCCUGCGGGACGUCUCCCUGGUCCUGGACGCCCUGACCGAAGCCCUCGCCGCACGUCACCCCUACAGCCGCUAUACCCCCAUGGAGGCCUCCUGGUGGUUCUGUCUGCAGGCCGCAACCCACCUGCCCACCGCCCUGGCCGACUGGCUCUUUGUCAGCUAGGCAGCCCCAGGUCGAAUGGAGAAGCCGUCCCUUGGGGCCUCCUCCGAGGGGGUGGUCAAAUCAUGUCCAGGUGAAUUAAAAGCAAUCAUAGUAGCCAAGAUAGCUAGGUCAGGGGAAAAAAUCCCAAAUCCAUUGAGACAAUCUCUCUUAAUCAGAGUGGCAGAAAGGGUCAUAAGACAGAGCCAAGUUCUGAGCUUCCAGAACUCUCCCUAAUGCAAGAUGCUUAGAUGGGGGCGGGGGGGGCACAUUUUAACAGAAUAAGAGUUGGCAGGAACCUUGGAGGUCUUCUAGUCCAACCCCCUGCUCAGGCAGGAAACUUGUAGAAGAUGUUGCAAACCCUUAUUUGCCUGGUUCACCCUUGAACCCCGAACACCAUCCAGCCUUGCUUGAUGAUGGGAGUCCGCACGGCUGGAAACAUCCUGAUGGGAAGCGGCGAUGGGACCCAAGUCGCCUGCAGAAAAUGUGCCUUGCGUAUGUGGUCCAAACUGUAUGUAAUUUCAACUGACUUUAAUUAAACUACAUUUUUAGAUUUAA